Molecule: messenger RNA, 886 nt
Organism: Schistosoma turkestanicum
Lineage: Eukaryota; Metazoa; Platyhelminthes; Trematoda; Strigeidida; Schistosomatidae
Source: the annotation of a GenBank genome assembly
CGAUUUUUUCGAAUUCGUAUCAAAGAAGCUAGAAUUCGCGUGAAGAAAUCAUUUUGCCUGCCGAAGCUCAUAACUAAUAUAUUGGAUGUUGAAAGUUGAGGCGCGACAACAAAAGUGUGUGUUGCUUUAAAAUAGCAUGACAAAUAAUCUCGUUGUCCUCCAUGUGACCCGUUUACCUAAAUAUUUUGGACCUGUUGAACUGCGGAAAUAUAUUAGUCAGUUCGGUAAAGUGCAUGAGCUCUAUAUGCCAAAAUCAAAGAAGACUGGUAACUGGAAAGAUAAUGCUUUUAUCCGACUAUCGGAAGAAGUUGCUCCUCUCGUGGCUUCAACGCUAAACAAUUUGCUGCAAUUCAAUAAAAUAAUAAAAUGUAAGUUAUUAACACUUUCUGACCUAGGAUAUUCAGUUUGUCAGCUGGUGCUCAUACAAGCGUUGUUUCUUCUGAUUAAUUUUGUGAUUCGUAAAAAUUUCAUUUGUAGCACAAGUUUAAGUAAUAAAAAUAAAGUCAGACAUAUUUUGCAUGACGAACCAGGCUAUAGUUUUUGAAGAAAUCAGUCAGAUGAAAAGAUGGCUUUUUGUGUGAACUUCGUGUAUGCUUUUUCUAAAUGGUAUUCUGUCGUUAUAGGUGGUAUUAUUCUUGUAGAGGACCUCGAAUAAUUCCCAAUUUUGACUUCUCAUCUAAACUCUAGUUCCUCGCACUAACUUUAAUACUUACGUUGUAUCAAAGUUUUGGGGUACAUUAGUCUCUCGUCACGCUAUCCGUUUUCACAAUAAUGCCUUUCUGGACCUUUCUAAAACCGUCUGUCUUUAGCUGCCUGGAAAAUGGCAUCCAGAGUUUUGCUAUUACUACUCAACCACAUAAACCUGAUUUCCGGAAUCAGCUCAUUU